Messenger RNA from Acaulospora morrowiae, 909 nucleotides. Lineage: Eukaryota; Fungi; Glomeromycota; Glomeromycetes; Diversisporales; Acaulosporaceae. The record is from the annotation of a GenBank genome assembly.
AUGAAUUCAACAAAGAUCUUUCGUUUUGGUCAAGAUGUUCUUAAUGGACGUGAAGAGCAAGUGAUUAUUAUCAAGGAGCUACUGGACCCUGCAUACGGUUGUUAUGUAUGGCCCUCAGCAUUUGUUCUAUCCGAAUAUAUUUGGGCGCAGAAAGAUUUGUUCAGAGAUAAAACCAUAUUAGAAAUAGGCGCUGGAACUUCAUUACCUGGAUUCCUGUGUGCGUCUCUUUCUCCUGAAACCCAUGUCAUAUUGACCGACAGGCCGGAUGUUCCACAAAUACUCGAAAACAUACGCGAGGGAGCUCGAUUAAACGGGUUGAUGAGUUCAGCCGAAAAUCGGAAAGCAGAGGAAGACGAUGAUAAACCAUUGCGACAGAAUGUUUGGGUGAGAGGAUUGAAAUGGGGAGAAAUCUUCUUCCAGUGUGAUGACGAUCGCGAAGAAGGACUUCUAAAAUUGUUACGUGAUAUUGAACAAUCUGGAAAACAGUUGGAUUGGAUUUUGGGUAGCGAUACAUUUUAUGAUCCAAAAGAUUUUGAAGAUAUUAUUGUAACCAUCGCAUACAUACUGACCCAUCACUCACCGAAUGCAAAGUUUAUAACUUCAUAUCAAGAGCGAAGCUCAAAACGUUCUAUACAAUAUCUUUUGGACAAGUGGAAGCUUGAGUCUCGUCAAAUAUCUCUUGAAUCAUUUAACUUUGAUUACAACAAGUAUACUACUAAUUUGAGUCCUUCGUCGUCUGAUGACGAGGAAGAAUCGAUAAACGCAGAAAGUGAAUCUAUGGAUAUCAGUGAAGAUGAUGAUUUAGAUUCUUUAGAAGAAGAGGAUCUCUUGACAGGUCACAAGGAUGAAGCAGCCUACUCUGCUUCGUUACACAGCAUUUUUCUGAUAGAAAUUUGGAAACCUCAUUGA